Cololabis saira (Pacific saury) is the source of this 3821-nucleotide messenger RNA. RefSeq names its product coronin, actin binding protein, 1Cb (gene coro1cb). The coding region runs from base 272 to 3607 and encodes 1111 amino acids. Gene Ontology annotation, biological process: actin filament organization; cell migration. Lineage: Eukaryota; Metazoa; Chordata; Actinopteri; Beloniformes; Belonidae. The record is from RefSeq and is a predicted model, not a curated record. Gene Ontology annotation, molecular function: actin filament binding. The transcript is spliced from 11 exons.
CAGUGUCAGCAGCUCGGCCACUAGAAACACAGGGGAGCUCACUGUUGCCUCUGCACGUACAGACCCCCAAACUGGGCAGCCAAUCAGGCCUCUAGGUCAACAGGAGCACCCUCUGAACACCAGUGGAGAGGGGGUGGGUGGAGCCACGAAGAGUGUCACUCGAACUGUAAGGGAGUCAAAAACGGUCCGUAGCCCUAAGGAGACAAGACAAUCUGCUAAGAAAAAGACAGGCUCUGCGAAUAGGGCCGCGGCCUGGACAGGAACUACAGCUAUGGAAGAGCAAGGAAAUCAGAACAUACCAGAAGCUGACUGUAGUAAGUUAUCUCCUGAGACUCAAACCAGAGAUCUGUCCAGCUCAUUUAAUACGACUAAUGAAGAAGACUUUGUGGUACUGGAGAGGGAUGAGACUUGGAUAUCAUCUGAUAUAGAUGACAAUGCUUUCGUUGGUCACAGAAAAAGAGGAACUGACGAAGAUCCUUCUGGUGCCUGCCAUAACAACAGCCUUCCACAGCCUUGCAGGAAUACCCCUCAAGAAGGAGAUCGUGAGAAGGAAAGCAGAGAGACGUCUGCUUUUGUUGGUGCAUGUGCUAGGAGUUCACCCUCAGUCUGUGUUGAGAGGGAAAUGAGUCAACGUUUGGCUGAAGUGACAGGCAGCAGGUGUCAGCUAAAAGGAGUAAGUCGUGUUGGAGCAGCCUACAGUGAGACAACUGUUAAAGGAAGAGCAGAGAAGGGGCAAAAUGUUGCUGCCCACAUCAAGCAGGAGUCCCUGUCAACUCAAGACCAGUUUAAGAAUGAAGGCAGGGGAAGUCAUGGGUCAGGGUUUAUUGCGCCACAGCCCCAACAAAUGAAUCAGAGCCAUCAAAAUAAGUUUGCUGGAGCUGUCUCAAAGAGGGCUAGAUCAGGAGUCACGGGCAGUCUUUCAUCAUGUACCAUGAAAGAAGACAGCCAAGCGUUUGACAAAGUCGCCAACUCUCAUCCUCCUCAGGCCAUGGCCCGUCCUUCCAAAUUACCACAACUGCAAGACAAUCUCACAUUUACACCGGAACCAUGUGACUCCAUGCCUUGUCCUCCCCUGGAAGGGGACAACGGUUGUGUUGGAAAACUACCGGUUACAGGCGUAAAAGAGAGUGAUCUUGUCUGCCUCUCUGCCAUCACCACACCUCCACCUUCAACUCACGUAUUACCUAAGUCAGGCGUAACCAUAGCAAGUCCAGUCAAUUCACCACCUGUCCCAGAAGCCACAUCUGAUUUCUGUAAUUCGAAAGAUGAAUUGAUGCUAAAUCAAAAGCCCAAAGUCAAAGGUCCACCUCCUCCUGUCGCCAAAAAACCUAAAAAUCCAUUUAUAAAGCUCAAAACGGCACAAUUAAUGUCUACUGACGUACAAAGAAGAGGCAAAGAUCAUCUCCGUUCAGAAGAAAGAGCCAAGAGGAGACACACUUAUCAUUUUAACAAAGACCUCCCAUGGAGAACUCCAACUAAUCAGGACAUGUGCUUGUUGUGGGAUGAAAAGGGUAACUACACCGUACCAACGAACAUGCGCCGCCAAUCCGCUGACCUCAGCCCUUGGGAACAUCUCUCUCUCGGGCACAUGGAUGACAGAUAUGGGGACAUGAUUGAUUUUGACUACUGUGUGCAAAUGGAACGACAGUCUCGUGAGGAAGAGAUUCAAAACCUGGAUAUGUUGCAGAGAAGAGUAUUCCUAGAGAGUCUGUCCAGGUGUAGACAGUCCCCCCCUAAUGUUGCAAGAAAACCUUUGAAUCCUUUCACCUCCAGAGAAAGUCUUGACAUACCUGAAGACAGACCAGAUAAUGGAACCCACAUUACAAAAUCUACGUUUUUGGGGAAAAAAGAAACAUACCCUGAACUUCUACCUGAAAGAGCACGUAUGCGGGUCACCAGUGACAGUUAUAGGGACGUCAAAGAUUUAACAGAUCCCAGAAAGUGGGAAGAUGCAGAGAAAGAAAAUGAGCUGAGUUCCUACAAGCCUGUGGCAGUAAUUGUCAAAGAAGCUAAUCAAAUGCAAAGACAGCAGCGUCGGAUCAAGCCCGAAGGGACCAAAGCUCAGGUUUGUGUGGCGGAGCAGAACUCGAGUGUAAAAGUAUCCCAGAUGAAGAACACCUUUGAUGUCCCUAAAAAGUCCACGGUGAGAUCAGCAGAAGUGCAAGCACCUCCAAAGAAAGAUAUGAUGCGGCGAGUUGUGCGACAGAGCAAGUUCCGUCACGUGUUUGGUCAGGCUGUGAGGAACGACCAGUGCUACGAUGACAUCCGUGUGUCCAGGGUUACAUGGGACAGCUCCUUCUGUGCUGUCAACCCCAAGUUUGUUGCCAUCAUCAUCGAGGCGAGUGGAGGAGGAGCCUUCCUUGUGCUUCCUCUUAACAAGACUGGCCGCAUAGACAAGGCUUACCCUACAGUGUGUGGUCACACGGGCCCAGUUUUGGACAUCGACUGGUGUCCUCAUAACGAUCAUGUCAUUGCUAGCGGAUCGGAGGACUGCACGGUCAUGGUCUGGCAGAUACCUGAGAAUGGUCUGGGGACUCCAUUGUCGGAGCCUGUGGUUGUGUUAGAGGGCCACUCUAAAAGGGUGGGAAUCGUGUCUUGGCAUCCCACCGCUCGUAACGUUCUCCUCAGCGCAGGGUGUGACAACCAGGUCGUCAUCUGGAAUGUGGGCACAGGAGAGGCCAUGAUCAACCUGGAGGACAUGCACCCCGAUGUUAUCUUUAGUGUCAGCUGGAGUCGCAACGGCAGCUUGCUGUGCACCGCCUGCAAGGAUAAGAAGGUCCGCGUCAUCGACCCCCGUAAAAAGAAGAUCGUGGCUGAGAAGGACAAAGCUCACGAGGGAGCUCGACCAAUGAGGGCGAUCUUUUUGGCAAAUGGAAACAUUUUCACAACUGGAUUCAGUCGUAUGAGCGAGCGCCAGCUAGCCCUGUGGAAAUCUGAUAACAUGGAUGAGCCAAUAUGUGUUCAAGAGAUGGACAGCAGUAAUGGGGUUCUGCUGCCCUUCUAUGACCCCGACACCAGCAUAGUCUACCUGUGUGGAAAGGGUGACAGCAGCAUUCGGUACUUUGAAAUCACUGACGAGGCUCCAUUUGUUCACUACCUCAACACCUUUUCCACAAAGGAGCCGCAGAGGGGUAUGGGAUACAUGCCCAAGAGAGGUCUGGAUGUCAACAAAUGUGAAAUCGCAAGGUUUUAUAAAUUACAUGAGAGGAAGUGUGAACCAAUCAUCAUGACAGUCCCACGUAAGUCGGAUCUGUUCCAGGAUGACCUCUAUCCAGACACAGCCGGUCCCGAUCCUGCCCUGGAGGGAGAGGAGUGGUUUGCCGGCAAGAACGGAGGCCCCAUUCUGAUUUCUCUCAAAGACGGCUACGUUUCCACCAAGAACCGUGACCUGAAAGUGGUCAAGACAAACGUCCUGGAGACCAAGACAGCACCAAAAGCAGAGAACAUCUCAACCGUCCAGAAGCACGCUUCCCCACAGUCCUCAAUCAAAAUGGAAGAUAAACUGGAAGAGGUACUCCGAGAGUUCAAGUCACUUAGGGACCGUGUCAUCCUUCAGGACCGUCGGAUCGCCAGACUGGAAGAGCAAGUCGCCAAGGUUGCCAUGUAAGAAAGCAGAGCCUGCCCAGGACCGUCGGUCGUUGAAGAUAGAGUUGACAUGACGGCAUUAGCCCCGGCCAAAUUCCCAAGAUUCCGAUUAACUGAGCUUGGCGUUGUUCAAGUGUCGACACCAAGCUCACAUUCCAAGAUGAACUUUAUUUUUGCUCAUCAAGUCUCCUAUUUCACACUCUUCCCUUGCUCUCUCACACAGACACACUCAUACA